Messenger RNA from Lymnaea stagnalis (great pond snail), 9303 nucleotides. The record is from the annotation of a GenBank genome assembly. NCBI's taxonomy places the organism in Eukaryota, Metazoa, Mollusca, Gastropoda, Lymnaeidae.
CAUCUAGAUCAAAACCUGUUAUUGUAGUGAUAGAGAGCGUCUUCUUCAAAGGGUCAUACGAUUCUAAAUUUGAACUGCUUUUUUCGAUGCUGUCGAUAAUGCUGUGAAAUUAAAGAUGGCAGCACUAUUUUCUUGCACAAAAUGUCAUAAGAGAUAUCCUUUUGAUGAACUUUCUCAAGGAGAACAGUUGUGCAAGGUUUUAAAUAUGAAUUUUAAUUCAAAUCGCUUUCUCUUUAACUAUUCUGAUUCUGUUGUCACUGUUGUCCACUAUUGAGUUGAGAAAUGAUGGGCCUAAGACUUAAAUAAUUCUGUACACAAAUUUAGGAUAUGGUCUUUAUACUCAGACUGAUAUAGGCCUAACAAUCUUUGUUACUCAUUAUUUAAUAAUAGCUCAUUACAUCAAAUAGUUAAAAAAUGAAACUUAUCUUGGUCUUGGUCAUAGCACUUCUAAAUAGGAGGGACUCAUUGAAAAAAUUAACUGGCCUACUGCCUACUACUCUCUCAAAGUGUCUCCAGAUCAUCUACCACUGACAGCAAAAGUAAAAAAAAAAAAAGAAAAUCAAACCCUUAUGUCCUAAGCCAAAUUAAAGUAUUCUCAACAAAAGCCAACGCCAUCAUGUUUCAUAAAAGGGGUGGUGUGAAAUUUUUUUUAUGUAGUAUGCUAAAACUAAAUGAAAAUGUGACAAAAAGACGAAGGGAAUCUGAAAACUUUUAGUUAUGAAAAAAGAUGAUAAAAAUAAACAGCCACAUUAAAAGUUAAGGGACAUUAAAAAUAUUACAAUUAAACUCUUUUGAAAGGGCGAAAAAAUGACAUGAUAAUUCACUGUACAAAGUUUUGAUAUAUUUUCGAAAGAUGAGAAACUCUUGGAAGGCCUAAAAUUACUAAAAUGACAAAUGAAUUUCAACACAUGUUGAAAAUUUUUAAAAAAAUUGUUUUCGUGGAUAAAUAUUGUAAAUUAUCACUUUAUCUGGAGAGUAUCAUUUGACUGAUAACCAAAUGUUGAUUUAUUUUAAUUAUCACUUUAAAAGAGGCUGAUACCAAUUAAUAUGCAUGGCAGAUACCUGCUGAUUAAUUAUCUCUAAGUCUAAUCUAAAUGAUAGCUUUUAUUAAAAAUCAUCUGUCUUGAGGAUCUGUAACUAUAAUUAUGAUAAAUGGUCAAUUUUAAUUCUAGGAUUGCAGAAACAACUAUCCUACUGUCAAGUGCACUUACUGCAGGGCUGAGUUUAUGCAAAACAGGUAACAUUUUCUAAAAUCCAGCCAACUUGAAAAUACUUCCAUCAUAAUACUUUUAAAAUUAGUAUAACAAUUUUGAGUUUGUUAAGCAUGCAUUGUAAGUGUAAGUACUGUCAGCUUAUUAAUAAUAGGUUACAUUCUUUACAGUAAAGGAAGUACAAGCUCCAUAUGUGCCAAGUGUGCUCAAAAUGUUAAACAUUAUGGAAAGGUAAAAAAAAUAAUUUCACCCUGUUAUUAUUUGAACACAUAACGUGGUAACUUCACAGAUGUUAAUUUUAGUUGAGCUAUCUCUGUUUGUGUGACCUCCAACAUCUAUAAAAAGGUAUUUAUUUCUGUCGAAUGUAAGUUGCAAAUUCUAGGUUUUCUAAAUUAUUUCAAGGUUCAGUAAAUAAAUGUAUAGAAUAACUGGCAUUAUCAGAAGCUUGCUAAUUAAAUCACUCUUGACAAAUUCCACUAAUGACUCCUCAUUGAACUGAAAUAAUAUUCACUUUAGAUUUUGUAUUUUAAUUUAUCUCUCUAUCAAGUAUUACUUGAUAACAAUGAGAGGCAGAGUUACCCUUUAAAAUAUUGAAUUAUAUUUUUAAUUGUAUCAAUUGUUUGCAGCCAACUGCAUGUGAAAACUGCAGUGUACUUGCUGCUUUCAUUGGAAAUCGCUGUCAGCGUUGUGUCAACUCUGAGAAAAAAUGGGGUCCCCCGAUGGUGUGUGAACAGUGUAAACUAAAGUGUGCCUUUGAUCGGCCAGAAAGGAGAAAGGUCAGUUAUGAAAUAUCAGCUACAUAUUUAUAGUGAUUUUUUUUUUUUUUUACAAUAUGUAUUUAGCAGUUUUUGAAAACUGCAUGUAGUUUCACAAAGAAGAAAUUAGAGUUUCAAGUAUUAACAUAAAUGAUUAAAUAUUAACACCGAAUACAAAGUAGUUUAUGGCUCUACAAGUUAGAAUUUACUAGAACUGUUGUCUGAAACUUCAAUAACCAUUUUCAUGUUACAGGUCGUAAUAAAAGUAUGAUCAUUUAAGGAAAUAUCAUAAUCGAUUUUUACAAUGACUCCUACAAUGAUAAUACCCUCAACUGUUAGGCUUAAUACUGGUAUACACUUAAUGAUUUUUAAAAAUAGAUUUCAGCGAUUUCAAUUCAUUUUUGUAGGUUGAUGGAAAACUGAUGUGUUGGCUUUGUGACCAGGCUUACAAAAGGGUUUUAGCGAAAACCAGAAAGACACAAGAUAUGGUUCUCAAACCGUCUAAAUCUUCAUCCUCUCUAUUGGACUCUUCAAGUAAAUCUAACACACCAACCAAUAAUGGACAAAAUUUUACCUCAAAUCAAGCGUUAACAUCAUCUGCUUCAUUUGAAGGCAUGACGGUUUUAGAACGUCUGACACGAUUAGCAACAAGCGGUGGAAGCAGUCGAGGUAACACUCCCCCAGUAGAGCCUAAGCAAGAAGGAGAGAAUAGACUGGCAGAAAAGGCUACUAAUUUUCUUGAUAGGGUAACAAGUACAGAAGAAGAGGAUUCAAAAGAGGAUAAAGAAAAGCAUCGCCCCCACAACCGACAUCAUCGCAAGCAUCAUCACCAUCACCGCUCACACUCAAAAAGACGUCAUUCGAAGUAAGUAUGCAAGUGUAAAUCAAUGAAGAAUUAUUAUCAUGUUCCAUUAUUGUCAGUAAUUUUUUUAAUUCGAUUAUUUUAAACAUACUAAUUUGUUUAAACAAAGGAAAAACUCAAUCUGCGUUAAACAAAAAUGGUAACACUAUGUUGACAAGCUAUAUUUUCAAAAGUGACAUUUGGUCGAGAUUAUUUUUCUUGUUGUUAUGUAAAUGGUAUUAGCCAGUUUUAAAUUUAUUAAUCCUAAAAUGUAAAUCCUGCAGAUCAUACAUUUGAACUAUAACAGACCUGUUUACUCUUACGAUUUUGGCGUACAAUGUACGAUUUUGAGGUGUAUACAUUAUAUAUGCAGCACGCCUUUGCUCUAUAAAGAGAAUGUAUUGACCGAUUAUAUGAUGAUAUUGUACGAUUUUAAGGGUUUGAGGGUAAACAGGUCUGCUAUAAUAUCUUAUUGUAGCAAUAAAGUGAACAUUCCUGAGAUAUGAUAAAUUUAAGCAGGCAAAUGCAUAUUCUAAUAUCCCAACAAAGACAUUACACACAUUAUUUAGAAGAUGAGUCUUUUAUAAUUUUUUUAAAAUGAAGGAGCUUAAUUUUAUCAGUUGCUUGACAAGCAUUUGUAUUUUUUUUAGAAUAUUAUUCAAGAUGUUACAAUUAUGGAUUAAUUUAGAAUUUUUGUAUGAAUAGCUAGUGACAUUUUCUAACCACACAAGUUUAGACUGCCAUCGGAUCAAAUAAAUAUAGGAAAGCAAAUAUUAAUAGGUUGGGUUAGGAGGUGCAAGUAAUUCAGACAAGAGAUUUCAGUCCUGGUUUAAUACCAGAUACUUCAGUAAGUAGCCAGGACCCUUAAAGCACUGGCUCCUAAUCCUAAAAUACCCAUGCACAUGUGGAAAAUUUCAAUAAACUGACACCCAAACUCACAUGAUUAUAAAGUUAAAUAAUUUGUAUUUGUGAAAAUCUAAAUUUCUCUGUUAGUAGUUAAUAACUGUUAGAAAAUGUAUCUCUGGGAGAAAAUUAUCUUAGCAACGGUAUAGAAUAGCACAGUAGAAGGUCAUUUUUACACCCCUGAUUUAUCAUAAAACCAGGUAUAGUACUAGGGGUAGACUUUGUGUUUAUUUUAUUCCCAAAGUGCACUUAAUAGUUGAAGCCAAUAGAUAAUCACUAUCAUUGUCUAUUUGCUUUAUAAUAAACAUUUUUAAAAACAGGACAAUAAUCCUUGAAUCAUUUAUAUCAUUAUCAACAUGCUCUGUUUUAAGUCCUAUAGAAUAGCAAUUUUGAAUUUUCAUCACCUUUCUUCAACUCAAAACAUUACUAAAACAACCAAAACAUUGCAUCAUGGAUGCUGCCAUUACUUUGAUCUUUCGCAAGUCACGUGGUAAACCCUGAACUCGGCAUUUACAAUACAUUUUCAUAUACCGGGUACCGUCUAUCUAGGGUUAGAUAUGGGAGAAUGAAAUAUUGGUCCGGUGUGGGGCGAAUUUUUUAACACUUGGACUGAUAAAGCGAGAUCCUGGGUUCAAAGGGUUAAUCAUAUACGGUAGUUUUCAUUAAUUUUAAUCUGUUUUGUUUUUAAAAUAUAUCUUAUGAAUCUACUUGUGUUACAGGGAAGAGGAUGAAGGGAGUGAUGUCAAGAAACCAAAGUCUGAAAAAAAUUCAGCUAAUGGUGUUACAGCGGCAGCAACAUCAGCAGCAGCUGUCUCCACCCCAAAAAGGUACAUUUAUUUGGCUGAUCAAAUCAGUUUUCUCCAAUCUUUUCAUAUUUAGGAUUUAUCCCAAUUAGCGUUUUCCAUAAGAUUAUAUACUUUUUCUAAACCCUAAUUGCACAAGCAUUAAGAUACUUUUCACGCUUCCCAACAUUUAAACUUGUAAAUUCUCAUCAACUUGAUAAAUAGUUGAAUUUUAUUGAUAAAAGUCAAGUCUGGCAGGAUUUACUUUUUAAUUUUCAAUGUAAACAGCUUUUUACACAUUUUACAUCUCUUCAUUAGCACGGGUAGCACUAUUUCUGAGGCUGGUUUGGAUACAGCGACCUCUGAAAAUGUCAUACUUAUCACUCAACUCAGAGAGCAGAUUGAGAGCCUUAAAAAACAGAUGUCAGGCAAAGAUCAGCAGCUCUUGGAGAAAGAUAAAAAAGUCAGUUCUUUUUACUGUUAGAUCGAUUUUAAAAAUGGGAUUCUUUGUGUUUAACCUUACGCAUAACUAUUUUACUGAAGUACAAUGCAAGAAGUCAUUGUUAUGAUAGAACUAAUACAUUUCAAGAUUUGUUUGGGAUAAAUUUUCUUAUUGUACAGAAUAAUUUACAAUAAAAAAAAUGUUGAUUUUAGCAAUUAUUGAUUUAAUUCUUGAUACAGCUCUGUCUGUUCAUACUUUAUUAGUUCCGCGAUCAACAUUUUCCAUAUUUAGAUUACAGAACUCAAAGCUCAAAUGUAUGAAAGUGACAAAGAAUUCCGGUCAAAAGUCCAGGCAAUGCAGAGAGGACAUGCUACAGCUAUUGAGGCUCUACAGGUUUGUCAGCACUUUAAAAAGUAGUAUUGUAUUCAUGGUUAGGAGACGUGCUAAUAAUUUUUAUAAUCUAAACAAAUUUCCUUUUAGUCUAAAAUAUUUUAAAAAUUUCUCCCUAAUCUAGUACAGCAGUUUAAACAACUUUUUCUGUCUAUGGUAUACUUGGAUCUGAUGUAUUACAUGCAUAACUUUUGUUAGGUAGUUCUAACUUGGCUACUUUUAAUCACUGUGUAGAAAUUGGGCAAUGUUUGUUAUCUGCUUUUUAUGCCUGCCACAUCUUUUGGGUUCCUUUGAAAGCUCUUCAUCUCACGUCUUCUUUGGUUUCACUUUUCCUUUAGUUACAUCAGGUGUUUUUUAAUCUUAGUUAUGUGCUGCUGUGGUAGAUUAGGAUGUACCCUGCCUACUAGUACUCCUUCUGUUCCCCACUAACUUUGUCAGUUACAUUGAUGGCACAUGUCAGGGCUGUUUUCUUCAUGGUCUUCCACAUCUCACAGGCAGUUGGGUUGCAGGUGGAGUUUUACCAUUACAUGUUUUAUUUGUACUGGGUAUGCAGCAUUUGAAAUAUAUAUGUAGAAUUCCCAACUCUACUUCAUACAUUUAUUUUAAGGUCUCGGGUUUUGGAGAUUUUACUGCCAAGAAAAUGUUUCAACACUUCUAAUUUUAGUUUUGUCCUAGCUGAUCCUAAGACCUACAUGAAACCAGCUUCCUAUUCUAUUCUUAAUGAACACUUUUUGUUACAUUUUGUCUAAAAAAAAUUUAUUUUUAACAGAUCAAGAAUAGAGAGCUGACAAGGCAGGUCUCUUCACUGACCAAGAGCAAGAAAUCUGUAGAGACUUCAUCUCUCAAAUUAAAUUCUGAUCCUUAGCCAGAUUUAUGAAGUUUUGAUUUGAAACAAAUUAAUUUGACACGUUAAAGUGUUAUGUAUAAUCUUGGAUUUUUAAAAAAAAAUUGGUGUCAUCUUUUGCAACAAUGGUUUAUAUUUUUAAAAUCCCACUAUAUUUACAAAUCAUGAUGCCCUUUUAAAAACUUGUUUAACCCUUUAUUUAAAUUUUUAAAAAAAUUCCAAGGUAAUUCAGAGAAUUGAUUUUAAUCGCUUUUGGAUGUCAUUGAGUGAUCCAUUCAAAUGACCCAGGUUUUAUAUCAGUUGUAUCAUAAGCAUGUCAAUAUUCAUUACAAAGAAUUACUUGACUUCUGGUGACACACUUUUGAAAAUUAUGCCUAAUGCAUCUUUUCUUUGAUAUCAUUUAUGUUCAGUUAAGUCACUGAAAUGCAGAAUCACUGAAGAGCUUUAAUAGUUAUGAAUGCCAAUGAUUAAUAAUUAUAAUUGUAAACGGAGGUAGAGAUUAGUAAUGGGGGUAAAUAUUGUUUUGAAAAAUGUUUACUCACAGGAAUGGUUUGUUUUUAAACAAGUUUCUCCUGUAUGCCGUGAGCAUUAUUAAAAUGUUGGUUUAUUUAAUGAUGCUGAGUCACCCUGCGGAUUACUUGUUGCAAACAAAAAAAUUUAAACUUAAAGAUAACUUGAGUUAAAUAUGGUUAGACAGGUCUAUAGAUCAUUAGGACAUGUUGAAAAUAAUUUUUUAAAACCGUGUAUAUUUUUUAAAAAUACUAGGCCAACUGUAUUAUAUCUCUCGUAUCAUAUUUUAUAAUGUGGAUUUGUUUAGAAUAUUGGAUGAGAGAGGAAUAACAGUACCGGUACCAUUUUGAAGUCAGUUCAAAUAACAUGUGAACAGCACUUUAUGUGAAAUAUGAAAAUUGUGUAUUCAUAUAAUUUGCAUGAUUCGAUUUGUGGUAGUGGUGAUUUUACACCCAUUUUAGUUAGUCUAUCUGAUCGACAGGAACAUUUUGCAUGGUUUAAUCGCGUGACCUGUAAAUUAUAUAAAAUUCCAAUUCUCAAAUCCAAGAUCUGGUGUUUUUUUUUCUUCAAUAAAAUAUUUUGCCAAUUCUGUCAACAAUUUAAAUUAAAGAAGACCUAAAAUUGUUUCAUGCUUCUCUUAACUUGAAAUUUUCCAUAGAACUGCAACAAACAUAAAUCUUUAAGAUCUAGAGGUCACUAUUUCUGUUAUGUGUUGUAUCAAGAUUUCUUCAAAAUCAAAACAUUUUUUUAAAAACAAUUUUUAUCUUUUGUAAUUAUUAUCAUUCCUUGUUCUGUUUGCUCCUUGUUAUAUAAAUAGCUACGUAGUCCAUAUGAUUAUUGUCAAAAUUAUCUAGAUAAUUAUGUAUUACUUACAGCAUCUGCUGUUAGCCAAGUCAAGAGUUAGUCUAGCUUUAGAGUUAACUUUUGGCAAUUUUUUUAAAACCUUGGGUAUGAUAUACUUCUUUGUUAGAAUAAAAUUAAAUAAAUUUACUAUAAUUCCAUGAAAACCUUAUAUUUUAAUUAAAUUUGAGUCUGAAUGAAUUUUAAUUAAGAUAAACAUUGUGCUGGAGGACUUCCUCAAUCUUACUUUAAAAUGUUUGUUUGUUAAAAGGUUCCAUGUGUAAUUUUAAAUGAUUUUAAUUUGUUAUUUGUCCAAUAGAUAACCACCUAUACAAUUUGAUCAUCUUAAUGUGAUUGCAUCUAUGAGGAUUCUUUUCAUAAAAUUGUGUAGCUCUUAACCUCCGAACAGUUGAUCUUUUAAUUUCAAUUAUGUUACUGUGAGUUUGAUUGCUUUGUUUGUCACUUAUUCAAAUGUGUGAAUGGCGAUUGCUAGCUUCACUUUCAACAUAUCUCAGACAUUGCAUUUACACCUUAGUAGGAGGUUCAUGUUAUUUUAAAUCAAUUUUUAUCUUCAUAAAUGUCAUGUAUGCUGAGUAGCAACACCUUUGUGUGGUCAUUCAAUGUUUCUUGUGUUAGAAUUAAGUUCUUAAGAUUCCAUGACCUCCAAAUGGCUGUACUGUGUUAAUGAUUCUCCCUUAAGUCAUGUUUCCCUGCCUCACAUGUCUAGUACUGUUAAAUAGAUAUCUAAAGGUCAUCUGUUUUUACAAAUAGAAAACUUUCAAAAUCUUCUCUAUAAUGUGAUUUUUAUAUAAGCUACAUUCAGAAGUGAAAGUUACAAUGAAUAAAUUUCUUUUUAUCCACUAUGUUUUCAGUAUAUGCGAUGAAAAGUGGUUGAUCAUUUUAAUACACAUAUUUUUAAAUUUCCUCUAAGAGAUGACACAUUUUCAUUUUUUUAGGAUUUUAACACCAUUGCAAACAUUAUUUACUUAAAUGAUACAUAUGCUCUACACAUUUUAACUCGCCAGAUUAUAUAAUUUUGUAACAAUUAAAUGAAUGGCCAGUUUCGUCACACCUUAUACUGACUUAAAAACAUUCAUCUAAGAAACUUAGGAAUGAAGUACCGGUAGAGAAAACCUGUUUUAAUAAUGUUAAAUGACUUUCAUUAUUUUGUGCUGUAUUUCCACCCAUGAGGGUCAUCAAAAAAAAUAUUUUCAUUUUAUCUCCUGCUGAUCAAUAAUUUUUCCUGAAAAAUUAACACCCUAAAUUUUUGCUAAAUUUAAUUUUUUUUUGUUCAUCUCUCCUUUAAAAAAAACAACACUUUCAUGCUGUAUUAUUAAUAAUAGUAUUCUUUAUUUCCAUAAAGUAGUUAUGUUUGUUGUGGUUGAUUCUUUAAACAGUAAAUACCGGUACCUAAUUGUAAUGUGCAGAAAGAAUAAAGUAAGAAUAAGAUAUUUCUUUUAGCUUUGAGAAUUUAUUAUUUUUUCCCCUAUUUUUAAUUCAGUAUAAUCAUGAUUUUCCUUAUACUAUGUAAUUUUGUGGUGGUGUACUUCUAUUAUGUACAGAUAGAAGUUUUUCUUGAGUUAUAAAAAAAUAAUUGUAAAAUAAACAUACAAAUUAGACAUGUGCAGCUAGCUACAAGUUUAGUUACUGUUAUUUUACCAAAAUAUAAAAAUAUUUUUCAUUCUUGAUAUUUCAUCCAUUAUCUAUGCUUGAUUGCUCUUUUUUAAAUAGUAUUUUCCUCUUCUUCACAUAUGACUUCUGUUCAAAAUUGCUGUUGUAUAAUGU